This is a messenger RNA of Triticum aestivum (bread wheat), 1210 nucleotides long. RefSeq names its product F-box protein At3g07870-like. Gene Ontology annotation, molecular function: protein binding. The record is from RefSeq and is a predicted model, not a curated record. Bases 80 to 1210 code for a protein of 376 amino acids. The transcript has a single exon. Lineage: Eukaryota; Viridiplantae; Streptophyta; Magnoliopsida; Poales; Poaceae.
CCUCCUCCACGGGUCAAGUCUCCUCCUGCUGCAUCGAUUGUUCUCCACCGGAUCCACGCCGCAGCACGCGCUCACCGCCAUGACGCCAGAGUGGUCGCCUGAGCACCGCCGCCUCCUCAGCCCCCCUCCGGCCGCGACAAGCACGCCUGCACCGGCCACCACGGACGCCGCUGCCGUGUCCUUGCCAGACGACGUCGUCUCUGACAUCCUCUCCAGGCUGCCGGUGAAGUCCGUGAGUCGUCUCCGGUGUGUCUGCAGAGGGUGGCGCGCCAUCGUCUCCGACCCGGGCUUCGCCGCCCUGCAUAGAUCUCGCCAGGCCGAGCCCCUCAUCAUUGCCAGCGUCUACCAGGAAUACCCCUGGGGAUCCCGCGACCUGCAGCUCAUGGACAUGGACGGCAAUGUUGUGAAGGUGAUCAAGGGCGGAGGAAGCAUCGGGCUGCUCUCCACAAGCAUGGACGUCAUAGUCUGUGUUACCGAUGCUUUCUCCUAUGACGCUCACGUGGUUGACCUUGCCACGGGGGAUGUGCUCGUACACUGCCCUAAAUCGCGCCCUCGAUCACGAGGCGGCAUGUUGACAUGUUUCUGUGGUUUCGGCCGCGCCGUACCGUCCGGCAUGUACAAGGUGGUCCGCCUUUGGUCCGAUCAAACUUGCGAGGUCCUCACCGUAGGAGAAGACGUAGAAUGGAGGUGGAUGGAGUCGUGUCCAACUAAGAUAAGUUCUCCUCUUGGUGUCAACGGCAACAUUUACUUCUUGAUCUCAUGGCAACUAGAUCGUGACUGCUUAGUUUGCUUCGAGCUCGAGAGCGAACAGUGGAAGGAACCAAUCAAAGGCCCAAUGAGCACAAUUUGUUCCGAGCCAUGGAGUAGGAGAGGAAAAGUUUGCAUAACUGAGCUCAACGGUUCUCUAUGUGUGGUUCAGUUGGUGGAACAAAUGACAAUAUGGCUCAUGACUGAAUCCAAUGAAGAUAGGUGGAUCAAAAUGUACACGGUCACAAUGGCCCCAUCCACCUAUUGUGCUAGGCUUCUGUGGGUUACACGCGAUGGUGGAAAAUUGAUCUUCUACUCUUGGCUGCAUGGACAAGCACCGGUACUCCGAGCUUAUGAUCCUUGUUCCGAGACAUGUUCAACGCUACGGGAACUAGAAUAUGACGUUGAGAUAAUUCGUCUUUGCAGCUUGCAGUUGAACCCUUUUGUCACGAGGAAGAUUUGA